UUAAUACAAAAGAAAUUAAUGGCCGAGGGUUCAUUUUUAAAUCUCAACAUAACUUUCUUCUUGUUUCUUCUAUUUUAAAAUGAAAAUAGAUGUCAUAGUCAUUGAACAAAGUUAUCAUAAUGUAUAAGAAAAGAAAUGAAGAAUGAGUCAUAAAAUGGAAGAGCAACCAUUCUCAAAUUUAAAGAUAUCAUCCUCUGACUUUCUGGAUACUCUGCAGGGUCGCAGUAAAUGUCCAAAAUGCAAAAGAUCACGCAAAUACUAUUGUUACACAUGCUAUGUACCCGUGGACCAACUUCAAGGAAAAAUUCCUUGUGUACAGAUACCAAUUAAAAUUGACAUAAUUAAACAUCCAAGUGAAGUUGAUGGGAAAAGUACAGCUGCCCAUGCUAAAAUAUUGGCACCAGAUGAUGUGACUGUAUACACCUAUCCUUGUAUACCAGACUACCCUAGGGAUGGAUCAGUUGUUUUGGUAUUCCCUGGUAAUGACUCACUAACGUUAGAAGAGUUAGCCAAUCAGAAGGAUAUAAAACUAAAGUCAUGCCAAUAUGAAGACAAGGGCAAUGUAUUAUGCAAAGAAUCUCACAUGGAAUCUGAAGAUCCUAACAGUGAUGAUUCUAAACCUGUGUCUCAUACUGCUCAGGUAUUUAAUAAAACGCUGGAGGAACACCAUGAUUCUGAUAACCAUUGGCAGAUAUCUGACAGUAUUUCAGGGGAAGUAACUCCAGCUUUUUCAACAGAAACACAGCCUGGAGAGUUACAAACAUCUGGAAGCUGCAUUAUAAAAAGAAAAUUUGAGAAUAAUGAAGAAGCUAUUUCAUCAGUUGACAAAGCAGUGUUUAAGAGAGCUGUGUUUAUAGAUAGUACAUGGAAUCAGACCAAUAGAAUAUCAACUGAUGAAAGACUGAAGGGACUUCCAUAUAUAAUGCUUAAAGACAGAGAAUCAAAAUUUUGGAGACAUCAAAGAGAAAAUCCUCCAUCUUAUUUAUCCACAAUUGAAGCCAUUUAUUAUUUAUUGUGUGACUAUCAUGAUUUUUUUAUAUCAGUCAAUUACAAUGGGGAUUAUGACAAUUUGAUGUUUUUCUUUUCAUUUAUGUACAAUAAAAUUCAUGGCUUAUAUAUAGGAAGAACCUUGAGAGCAGACUCUCAGAGAAAGAAAGUCAAGAAAUAAAAUUAUGUUGUAAUGUGUCGGAAA
This is a messenger RNA of Mytilus californianus (California mussel), 1192 nucleotides long. Its product is annotated as tRNA-uridine aminocarboxypropyltransferase 1-like. Gene Ontology annotation, biological process: tRNA modification. The coding region runs from base 143 to 1168 and encodes 341 amino acids. Gene Ontology annotation, molecular function: tRNA-uridine aminocarboxypropyltransferase activity. The transcript has 5 exons. Gene Ontology annotation, cellular component: nucleus. The record is from RefSeq and is a predicted model, not a curated record. NCBI's taxonomy places the organism in Eukaryota, Metazoa, Mollusca, Bivalvia, Mytilida, Mytilidae.